GGUCCGCCCCAAGGCUUCCCUGAGCUCGCCAGGCCCCAGGGCUGUGUGGGGCGGGCUCCCGGCCAGGCGCGGUCGGGACGCCCGCCGGUCCCCAGGUUCGGGGCAGCGCGCAGCGCGAGUCCGCGGCGGCUUAUCCAUCUUCGCGAUCCGGCCUGGCAGCGCCGCGCUCCGCUCGAAGGGCACUCGGCGGCAGAGUCCCGCGCUGGGGAGGGGCGAGGGGACCCGCCGCCCCCUCUGCGGACUCAGAUCGAGCAGGAGAGAGUGGGCGCCGAGCUGGGGCGAGCGCAGGGCCGUGGGCUCCUCUCUGGGCACACAUCCUUUACGCCACGGGCUUUCAGGGGCUGAGGAGCCUCGAACCUUGCCAAUCAUCAGUGCUGUGCACCCCGCUUGCUUUGGGGUCCGUUAAACGUCAGGAGAGAGCUGCUCAGAUGGGGUCACCAGACGCCUUCUCCCCCUUUUCCCGGAGCCCGCGGGUUGCGCGAUAAGCCAAACCCAGCCGGACGCUGCGCUCCUAUAAAUAGAGCGCGUGUGCCCGCUUCGCGCUCUCCGGGCUGCGCGAGGAACGAGAAAGUUGUGCGCAGGGACUGGGGGCGGGAGGCCAGGCAGGAGAGGACCCCGCCGGACCAGCCGCCCUGCACGCUGCGCCCCGCGCGCUGGACCUGAUCCUGCGAAUCUGCGCUUUUGGUGCGAGGGACCCAGCUAGCUGCUGCCUCCCUCCCUACCUCUGGGUGACACCAGGUUUGGGGGAUUUUUUUGACCAAGCGAAAGUGGGAGUCGCUGGCGUCCCGGCCAUGAACACAGCCUCGCGUUCUUCUCAGCCUGGGAAGGACCUUCUGCCUCUGUAACUCGUCCUUGCCGCAAGCCAGACAGGACUGGCACCCUCGCCGCUGGGCACCCGCCACCCUUGUGGCUUCUCUUUGAGUCCCCUCUUUUUGUUCCUGCUCCGUGGUUUAGCUGGUGGUGCUUGAGUUUGGGGUGAGAAUUUAUUAUUAUUAUUUUUUGCUUUAAGGUGUGAAUGUGAGGGUUUGAUGACUUUUAGAUGUCUAGGAACAAGAGUGGGUGCAGGGGCCCCAGGCAGGGCUGAUUCUUGGGCGGAGGAGGGUAGGGUAAAGGGUUCUGCAUGAGCUCCUUAAAGGACAAAGGUAACAGAGCCAGCGAGAGAGCUCGAGGGGAGACUUUGACUUCAAGCCGCAGAAUUGGUGGAAGUGUGCGCGCCGCCGCCGCCGUUGCUCCUGCAGCGCUGUCGACCUAGCCGCUAGCAUCUUCCAGAGCAACCGGGAUCCCGGGGUAGGAGGCGACGCGGGCGAGCACCAGCGCCAGCCGACUGCGGCUGCCCACGCGGCUCACCAUGGGCUCCGGGCGCCGGGCGCUGUCUGCGGUGCCGGCGGUGCUGCUGGUCCUCACGCUGCCGGGGCUGCCUGUCUGGGCACAGAACGACACGGAGCCCAUCGUGCUGGAGGGCAAGUGUCUGGUGGUGUGCGACUCGAACCCGGCCACGGACUCCAAGGGCUCUUCUUCCUCCCCGCUGGGGAUAUCGGUCCGGGCGGCCAACUCCAAGGUCGCCUUCUCGGCGGUGCGGAGCACCAACCACGAGCCAUCCGAGAUGAGCAACAAGACGCGCAUCAUUUACUUCGAUCAGAUCCUGGUGAAUGUGGGUAAUUUUUUCACAUUGGAGUCUGUCUUUGUAGCACCAAGAAAAGGAAUUUACAGUUUCAGUUUUCACGUGAUUAAAGUCUACCAGAGCCAAACUAUCCAGGUUAACUUGAUGUUAAAUGGAAAACCAGUAAUAUCUGCCUUUGCGGGGGACAAAGAUGUUACUCGUGAAGCUGCCACGAAUGGUGUCCUACUCUACCUAGAUAAAGAGGAUAAAGUUUACCUAAAACUGGAGAAAGGUAAUUUGGUUGGAGGCUGGCAGUAUUCCACGUUUUCUGGCUUUCUGGUGUUCCCCCUAUAGGAUUCAAUUUCUCCGUGAUGUUUAUCCAGGUGAGGGAUGACCCACUCCUGAGUUAUUGGAAGAUCUUUUUUUCAUCAUUGGAUUGAUGUCUUUUAUUGGUUUCUCAUGGGUGGAUAUGGAUUCUAAGGAUUCUAGCCUGUCCGAACCAAUACAAAAUUUCACAGAUUAUUUGUGUGUGUCUGUUUCAGUAUAUUUGGAUUGGGACUCUAAGCAGAUAAUACCUGUGCUUAAAUGUAACAGUCAAAAGCUGUCUGCAAGAUUUAUUCUGAAUUUCAUUUCCUGGGAUUACUGAAUUCGUUACAGAUGUGGAAAUUUAUUUGUUUAGUUUUAAAAGACUAGCAACCGGGUCUAAGCAUUAGAAAACUCUAAAGUUCUGACUUCAAUCAAUGGUUAGUGUGAUACUGCCAAAGAACUGUAUACUGUGUUAAUAUAUUGAUUAUAUUUCUUUUUAUUCCUUUGGAAUUAGUUUGUUUGGUUCUUGUAAAAAACUUGGAUUGUUUUUUUCAGUAACUGGUAUUAUGUUUUCUCUUAAAAUAAGGUAAUGAAUGGCUUGCCCACAAAUUUACCUUGACUAUGAUAUCAUCAACAUGACUUCUCUCAAAAAAAAAGAAUGCUUCAUAGUUGUAUUUUAAUUGUAUAUGUGAAAGAGUCAUAUUUUCCAAGUUAUAUUUUCUAAGAAGAAGAAUAGAUCAUAAAUCUGACAAGGAAAAACUUGCUUACCCGAAAUCUAAGUGCUCAAUCCCUGAGCCUCGGCAAAACAGCUCCCCUCCGAGGGAAAUCUUAUACUUUAUUGCUCAACUUUAAUUAAAAUGAUUGAUAAUAACCACUUUAUUAAAAACCUAAGGUUUUUUUUUCCGUAGACAUGACCACUUUAUUAACUGGUGGUAGGAUGCUGUUGUUUCUAAUUAUACCUAUUUUUCAAGCCUUCUGUUGUAUUUGAAGUAUCAUCUGGUUUUGCCUUAAUUCUUUAAAUUGUAUAUAUUUAUCUGUUUAGCUAAUAUUAAAUUCAAAUAUCCCAUAUCUAAAUUUAGUGCAAUAUCUUAUUUUGUCUUUUGUAUAGGUCAUAUGAAUUCAUAAAUUAUUUAUGUCUGUUAUAGAAUAAAGAUUAAUAUACGUUAGUUGAAUUGUUUUUUUUCUGUUUUGGAAAUAUGUAUUCUACAUUAUUUAUUUCCUCUUACUUUGUCUCUUCCUAAUCCUUUCUUCCUUCUUUGCUCCUUUUUUCUUUCUUUCUUUCUUCCUUCUUCCCUUCCUUUCAUCCUUUCAUCCUCUCAUUUCUUUUUUCCUGAAGUUUAAGAAAAGCUUUCUGAAUUUUCAGGUAAUGUCCUCUGAGCUGAUAUAGGAAAUCUUUACUGUGUUUAAUUUGUCCAAAUGUAGGAAUUGCAAGCUUGUCAAAAGAGAAUCAAUGAACUUAGUAAACUCUUCUUUCUGAAGGGCUGAUUGUUAAAAAGUUAAGUUUAAAAGAUCCCCUAAAAUAUCAGGAGGACGCUCAAUGUAUGAAUGAGUGGUGAUGAGUUUAAAGACCAAUAUUUUCAUACUGAAGACUUUGAGGAAAAGUUCUGCCCUUUUUUCAACACUAAAAGACAAACAGAGGAUCGCAGCCCUCUUAGGAGGAAUUAUUAGUACACCUGCCUUGUUUGGAGAUUUGGCUCAAUUUCCUGUUCUUCAGUCCAUUAGAACAAUUUUUGGGGGGUGGGGCAGGGGGCUUUUGUACUUAGUGGCAACAAGCAAGCUGUUACAGGGAGACACAUGCAGGCAUGUCUUCCAGGAUAAUUGUGUUAAUUGUCAAGUCAAAAUAUUCAUUAAUCACCAGGAAGACUCCUCUUUCUCUGAAAAAAAUUAUCUGCAGAUGCUGGCAAUGGAUCCUCAAUGUUUUGCUUGGCAAGUUGUCUUCUGCUGGCUUCCUGUCAAAAACCUUUCCUCCUGUGUGAUUUUAUAAUGUAAAAAAAAAGUAUCGUGCAGAGAGACUAAAUAAAAGGGGCAUUUUCUAAA
This is a messenger RNA of Pongo pygmaeus (Bornean orangutan), 3943 nucleotides long. It is a transcript of the gene CBLN4, whose product is annotated as cerebellin 4 precursor. Lineage: Eukaryota; Metazoa; Chordata; Mammalia; Primates; Hominidae. The record is from RefSeq and is a predicted model, not a curated record. Bases 1349 to 1954 code for a protein of 201 amino acids. The transcript is spliced from 3 exons. Gene Ontology annotation, cellular component: synapse. Gene Ontology annotation, molecular function: protein binding.